Cornus florida is the source of this 3607-nucleotide messenger RNA. Its product is annotated as putative late blight resistance protein homolog R1A-3. The transcript is spliced from 2 exons. NCBI's taxonomy places the organism in Eukaryota, Viridiplantae, Streptophyta, Magnoliopsida, Cornales, Cornaceae. Bases 133 to 3336 code for a protein of 1067 amino acids. The record is from RefSeq and is a predicted model, not a curated record. Gene Ontology annotation, molecular function: ADP binding. Gene Ontology annotation, biological process: defense response to other organism.
UCCAAUUUUUGUUGACUAGCUGUAGCUAGUGCGACUAAUAUACACAUUCUCAAGUGAACAGAAUGGUAGUAGUCAAGAGUUGAAUCAUAACUAUAGUUCAUCAGAUCUUUCCGAGAGGUCCAAAAAAUUGAGAUGACAGACACUGCGGCAGAUUUUCUGUUGGAGUACUUGAUGCAGCUCAUAAACUGUGACAACAAAUUGAUUGUAAAAGUAUACGAGGCCAAACUCAUUGAGAAGGAUCAAAUCGAAUGGGUUUAUGAGGCGAUGCAGUUCCUGAGGAUAUUUCUCAAGGAUGCAGAGGACAUGCGAAACAAGCAUGACAAGAAAAAGGUGCAAGAAGUUGUGGCAAAAAUUAGAGAUGUGAUUCAUGAGGUUGAAGUUAUCAUAGAUUCGUGCCUACUCGAUGCUGCUGUCACACCGGAGGACACAGAAAAUUUCGAAUUUCAAGUGUCGAGGAGGACACACAAAAUUUCGAAUUUGGAUGCUGCUAUCACACUGGAGGAGGACACAGCAAAUUUCGAAUUUCAAGUUUCUGAGGAAACAUUGGCACGGGAUGAGGAAACACUACACGUAACUAUGGAUUUGGGACCUAUAGAAAAACAGGUAUGUAUUUGCAAAUUCAUUUCCCAGAUGAUGAUGAAAAUCCGGAUAUUCGUCUCCCAAAUGUUGACGACGAAAGCCAAAUUGUGUCCACAAGACUUGGAAAUUCGACCUGAUCCCGAAUUGCGUCCAGAAGAGUUGGAAAUUCGAUCUGAUCAUAAAUUGUGUCCACAAGACUUGGAAAUUCGACCUGAUCCCGAAUUGCGUCCAGAAGAGUUGGAAAUUCGAUCUGAUCAUGUUAGGUUCGACAAAAUUCAUCGCCUGAAAUUUCUUGAAUUCAAUUAUUCUCAUGAUGAGGAAAUUCAUCGCCUCAAUCUUAAUGACUGUCAGUAUGAUGACAAUUUUUUGGUGCAGAACAAUGAAAGUGAGGAAAAUAUUUUUCCUAGCUUUGAUAUUUUUUGGACAGGAAUUAAGUCUCUCGUCGCUGAUAAAAUUCAUCAUGGCUUAGAGGGGGUCAUAGAAGAGAUUAAGGUUAUUAAGGAAAAAGUGAUGAGGAUUUACGAGAAGAAGAUGUACGUCUUUGGAGCCUUUCAAAUUGAGAAGUCUUCUCGUCGACGUCCAGUAAGAGCCACCAGCCACACAGUGGAGAGAGAAAUCGUAGUUGGAUUGGAGGACGAAACAACCGCGAUCAUUAAUUUGCUUACUGAAGGGCAUGAAAAGCAGUUAAAGGUUAUUCCAAUCGUCGGGAUGCCUGGACUCGGUAAGACAACUCUAGCCACAAGACUGUACAAUGAUUCUCUCAUAGUCUAUCACUUUUAUGUUCGUGCAUGGACUUCUGUGUCUCAAGUAUACCAUAAGAGAGAUUUGUUGCUUAACAUUUUAAAUUCUGCAAACAUUCAUCUUGCUUGUGACAAAUUAGGCGAUGAAAAAUUAGGUGAAGCGUUGUACAGACACCUAAAGGGUAAUAGAUAUCUCAUUGUCAUGGAUGACAUUUGGAAUAUCAGUGCUUGGAAUGAUUUAAAAAGAUACUUGCCAAAUGACAACAAUGGUAGUAGAAUUAUUUUCACUACUCGGCUUGGAGAUGUGGCCGUGUCUUUGCAUGCUAAACCUCACCAUUUGCGGUUUCUAAAUGAAGAUGAAAGUUGGGAUCUACUACGACAGAAGACAUUUCUGGAUGAAGAUUGUCCUCCAGAUUUGACAGAAAUAGGAAGAAGAAUUGCAAAAAAAUGCGGAGGACUGCCACUUGCAAUUGUUGUUGUAUCAGGAGUACUUCUCGCAAAGAAUAACAAGACGCAAGACUGGUGGAGGCAUAUUGCUGAAAGUUUAAGUUCAUAUAUUGUUAGUGACCCGAAACGAUACAUGGACACAUUAGCAUUGAGUUACAACUACUUGCCUAAUCACUUGAAAUCAUGCUUCCUCUAUUUCGGAGCAUUCCCGGAAGAUUAUGAAAUCCCAGCGUGGCAGUUGAUAUGGUUAUGGAUUGGCGAGGGACUUAUAAGGCAAAAUGAGUCAAAAGGCUUGGAGGAUGUGGCAGAGGAUAACUUGAUGGAUUUAGUUGGCAGAAGUCUAGUAGUUGUCUCCAAGAAAAGAUCUGAUGGAAGAAUCAAAUCAUGUCGUAUCCAUGAUCUCUUGCGUGAUUUUUGCUUGACAAAAGCGCAGGAAGAGAAUUUUCUCCACCAGAUUUUCAGGUAUAAACAAACUUCUUCUUCAAGUCUUGACACAAAUAAGCUACUGCGCUUAUGUACCAAUUCUCACCUUGAUGAUUAUAUUGGUAUAAAGCAUCAUGCUCUAUACGUUAGGUCUUUCUUGUUCCUCGACCGUUCAUUUCAUGACUUCUCUAAGAAGAUGGAUGUGUCAUUUAUUUGUCGAAACUUAAAACUUCUUCGGGUUUUGAAUUUAUCAUCCUUCAGUGUCCACUACUUUCCUAGAGAAAUACAAUUGCUAAUUCACUUGAGAUAUUUGGCACUUCACUAUGCUAGCCAUGGAAAUUUCAAUUCAUCUAUAUCCAACCUCUGGAACCUAGAAACUUAUAUUGUUGGGGGAUCUGGAGGUCAUGUCUCUUUACCAGAUAAUAUGUGGAAGACGGUGAAGUUGAGGCAUUUGUAUACUAAGCAUCUUUUUAAACUCCCUCAGGCAAUCAAUCUCCACUCUCACUCGGCAUUAUAUAACCUACAAACCAUAGGCAACUUAGAUCUUAGAUCUAGAAACAAACUAGUCUUGGCAUUGAUGCCCAAUCUUAGAAAAGUGAAGUGUGUGUCUGAUGAUUUUCCUAAAUUGGACUUCCUAAUUAAUCUUGAAGCAUUGCAAGUUAGUUACAAUGGGGUCAAAAGAAAUGGAAAGCUUCCUCAAACAAGUUGGUUCCCCCCCAAUCUUAAGAACCUGACUUUGUCAUCCUUUCGUUUACCUUGGGAGGAAGUAUGGACCCUUACAAGGUUACCCAACCUUGAGGUUCUCAAAUUAUCACAUGAGGCCUUCGAAGGAUCAACGUGGGAUUCAAAUGAUAGUGAGUUUCGCACAUUAAGAUUUCUGAAAUUACGGGGCCUGGACAUUGAGCAGUGGAACGCCUGCAGUAAUCACUUUCCCCAACUUCAGCGGUUGGUGUUGGAUUGUUGUAAACAACUCAAAGAGAUCCCUAGUGGUUUAGGGGAUGUACCUACAUUGGAGAUGAUUCAGCUGCAAUAUUGUAGCAGCUCUGCUGAAACCUCUGCCAGACAAAUUCAAGAAGAACAAGAGAGUUUGGGCAAUGACGGGCUUAAGAUCUUUGUUCAGAGUUGGCGCCAGCCGCGCCACAACUAGAUGAUCUUUAAUUUGAGGAUGAGGUACUUGAUGAGGCAUGUGGCAGAGGCAUGUGCAAGCUAAGUUGUCAUUUUUAUAUAUUUUUUAAUAGUUUAUAUUUUACUUGCAGUAAGAAUUGUUUUGUAGUAGUUAUGGAGCUGGAUUUUAUGUUUUUGAUAGUAUGGAUGAUGUUGACUAGUUAUUAUGGAUUUAAUUGUAGACUUUAUUUAAUAGAAUUUACCUAUUAUUUGGGGCCUUGGUAGUAAAUGCAACGGAUGUGGUUAUUUGAUUA